AAAAUAAAUCGGUGUCCCACACUCAUAACAGCUUCCACUGCUGGAGGACUGUGCAGGUCUGAGGUGCUGCCUGUAGAGGACGCUGUGCUUCGGUUUGGACAUGUCUCCUCCCACGGUCCUCAAUCCAAUAGACAGAGGUGAAUUCUAACGUGCAUGUAAAAGUCAGUGAGUCUGAGAGUCAUGGACCCGGUUUUCUUAGUAACUGAGCCGUCCUAGACCGGUUGAAAGAACCUGGAACAUCAUUAGGGAGAUCCGGGACAUGGACGGGGCGGAUGUGAGCCAGCUGUCCGAUGAGGACCUGCUGUCGCUGGGGAAGGAGGAUCUGAUCCGGCGGCUGAGGCGGCUGGAGAGCCGCAACAUGGACCUGAUGCUGGAGCACGGAAACAUGAUGAAGGACGUGAACCGGAGCCUGCAGGUCCACCUUCACGAGAUCCGCAGCCUGAAGGAGGUCAACCAGAAACUGCAGGACGACAACCAGGAGCUCCGGGAGCUGUGCUGCUUCCUGGACGACGACCGGCAGAAGGGGAGGAAGGUGUCCCGGGAGUGGCAGCGGUUCGGCCGCUACACGGCCAGCGUCCUGUGGAGGGACGUGGGUCUGUACCAGCAGAAGCUGCAGGAGCUGGAGACAGGUCAGGAGGUGCUGAGGGCGGAGAACGUGGAGCUGAAGGAGAUCGUCCUCAUGCUGGAUGAGGACCGGAGCGGAGCCGGCUCCCGGAGCUCAAUCGACAGCCAGUCCAGCCUGAGCAACCUGGACUGCUCGGUGCCGAUUCGGGACGUCGGGGACGGGAGCAGCACAUCCAGCUCUGGAAGCGCCUGCAGCCCAGACCACCACCACCAUCACCACAAGGCUCCUGAGGGGAAGGUGACAUCUCUGAGGAGGUCUGCGGACUUCCAGGGAGGAGAAGGACUCAGUGUUGUAUGGCGGUUGACUGUAACAUGACAGUUUGCCUUCAUCUGUAAUCUGAAUUCACAGAGGAAAUAGCUCAUGAUGGGGCAAUUCAGAAGGCUUUAAUUUUGAAAUUCCACAUCAGAAUAUCCUAAAAUGAGCUGGGGGACACUCUGAGGAUGUCUGCUAUGAGGGAUUAAAAAUGACAUAAGUAAAAAUAAAUACAUGUAGAAAAAAAAUAAAUACAGCAUAUAUAUCAAUAGGCCUAAAUGCAAAUGGACAUUCUACAUUUAUUUUAUUAUUUAUUUAGGCCUUUCUGUAAAUAUUUAUUCAUUUAUUUCUACUUAUGUCAUUUUAGUCCCUCAUAGUCUACUAUCCACCUAAAGUGAACAAUGGGCCUAUUUGCUUCUAACUGUAAUGUUUAGAUAAAAAAAAACCUUUAAUGUUCAAAUUCCACAUCAAAAUGUACUGAUAUUUAUUGUGUGACACUCUGAGGUGAUCUAUUACAAAUCCCAGGUGAAAUAAGGUUAUGGCAAAGAGGUAUUUACUUUGAAUAAGAAGUUGCAUUUAAGAGGACGAUAGCUCAUAUUUGAAAUUUAUAAUAAAUAUAAUUCUAUGUAUGUGUAAUGUGGGCAAUAAGGUUUCUUGUUGACACUGAGGAGUCUGGCUACUCACAUCUGAAAUAGGCUAAGAAAGUCUCAAUCAAGAAGCUUCUGCUUUCCCCCACUUAUUAUUUAUUUAUUUAGUUUUACUCGUUGUUUACUUGUUCCAUUCAUGUAUCCUUAAGUGACACACUGAUUUAUUUUUUGAUUGUGAAAAAGCAGUGAAAUAAAGUCCGCCAAAGCAUUGCUUUUAUUUUAAAGGCGGUUCUAACCACAUUCUUAUCAUAUCACCUAGUACAUAUACACACUGCCAAACAGAGCAUAGUUACAAAGCUAAAGGAGAAGACAUGAGCAGCCAACCAUGAAACAAAAGCCUUGAGAUGAUAGUCAACACACAUUCAGUGCUUAAUUAGGCCAUUUAUUUUUUAUUUUUUUAGAAUGGAUAAAUAUGGUCAAAAAACCCUCCAGAAUAUUACAUCAAUACAGCAAGACCUUUGCCACAACAUAGAUGAAUCCAUGACGUGAUUUGGUUUUAAGAACUUUCGACAUUUUGGAGAUUUCUGUAUUUUCAGCGACUGGAUGACAAGCUCUUCUGUUCUCUCUAAUUGUCAAUAUACAAAGGAAGCCAUAUAUCUUCUGAAUGCUCUCGGUUCUUAGUUUGUGGUUGUAACAUGGCUGCUACAGGGUCUAACAUCAUCACACAUCAAUACAUUUGUUCUAACUAGUGCAGUGCCCAUAGGAAGUAUGUAUUUGUACAUUACAUGCAGACCACUACAACGUCUGCAACUCCAUAAAACACUUACUUUUCAUAAGUUACGCACAACAUCCAGCACAUACACAUUGAACAUUGAUAUUCGCUUGAAACUAUUAGAAUACAAUAAAAAAAUCGAACCUUGUAGCGCACUUUAAAACUCCAAAAGAUCGGUAGGCUAAAUAGACCUACAGAUGAGAUGAGUCAGGGUGGAAAUCCAGAGUGAAUUGUGUUACUGACCAGGUGUAGGCCUAUCACACAAUGGGGCGGAGCUCCCCUAAAAGGCGUCUGAUCGGAAACAGUGCAAUGCCUCUACACAUCCUACGUAAAUAAUGAUAU
This is a messenger RNA of Centropristis striata (black sea bass), 2578 nucleotides long. RefSeq names its product coiled-coil domain-containing protein 85C-A-like. NCBI's taxonomy places the organism in Eukaryota, Metazoa, Chordata, Actinopteri, Perciformes, Serranidae. The record is from RefSeq and is a predicted model, not a curated record. The transcript has a single exon. Bases 260 to 940 code for a protein of 226 amino acids. Gene Ontology annotation, cellular component: apical junction complex.